CCAACUCAAGUUACCCAUCUCGUCUUUUCUCUCCCUCCCUGCUGCUAGCGCGACGUGCUGCCUCCCUUGUCGUUGCUGGCUGCUAGCUAGGAGUACUAGCUUGCUUGGUGUAAAGAAAAGAUAGUUCCCUUUUCCCGCAGAUAGCCCCCAUCAUCUCUCACAUCCUGCUUCCCCUCCACCCUACCUCCUUUUCUGCCCCCGCCCGGCCACAAAGACCAAAUAAACAAGCUAGCUUGCCUCCCUGCUCUCUCUCUCUCUCUCUCUCUCUCUCUCGCUUGAUGUGAUUGCGUUUGCAAGCUCCAUUCUCCUCCCAAUCAAGCAGAUCGCAAAGAUCGAGCCAACCCACCCUCAACGACAUACACUUGCCUAAUUAGACAGACGAUAUAGCUCGCCCUCGGCUUGUUCCCAUGGUGUGUAUCGUACUGGGUGAACGGCCGGAACCCGGAAGCAAGCUAGGGAAUUAUUGAGCGGUUGUUGCUCAAGAGCUUGCUUGUGGUGGCUCGCAUCCACUAAUAGAGAGAGAUCGAUUUAUCGAUCGGCCGAAGGAAGCUGGGGGAGAGGGUCAGAGGAGAUAACCCUAGCUAAUUAAGCUAUCUCGGUUGGUCGCCAUGUGCGACUACUUCCUGCAGAGGAUGGAUGGCGACCAGGCCGGCGGCGGCGACCUCACCGACAUCGUGCGGGCCGGCGGCGCGAUGCCGGGCAACAGCAACAGCGGCGGCGGCGGGGGGGCUGGCGACGACCUCCCGUCCACGGCCGUCGGCGCCGACGAGUGGCACCACCACCUCCAGCAGCCGCUGCUGUUCCCGCCGCCGUCGCCGUCACCGGACGCCGCCGACGUCGUCUUCGGCAACGGCGACCCUUUUGCGGGGCUCGGGGGCGACCCUUUCAGCAGCGACUACUCCUCCGACUUCGGCCUGGACGUGGGCGCCAUGGCGCCGAAGCACGUCGGCUUCGACGCGGCCGGCAUCAGCGGAGGACAGAUGCUGGACAUGGGCUGCGGCGGCAGGAAGCCGCUGAUGCCGAGGGGGAUGGGGAUGCAGCAGCAGCAGAUGCCGGGGGGCAUGGGCAUGGGGGCGCCGAGGCAGCUGAUGCCGUCGCCGGCUAGCCUGUCGCCGAUAGCGAUACGGCCGUACCCGGCGAUGACGGCGGGCGACAUGGUGAAGCUCGGCAUCACGGCCGGGCAGGCGGCCGGGUGCGCCAUCGACGCCGCCGUCGCCGGCAUGCAGAUGUCCUCCUCGCCGCGCACCGCCGGAAUCAAGCGCAGGAAGAAUCAAGCGAGGAAGGUGGUGUGCAUCCCGGCGCCGACAACGGCGGGGUCAAGACCCACCGGGGAGGUGGUUCCUUCUGAUCUCUGGGCAUGGAGGAAGUACGGCCAGAAGCCUAUCAAGGGCUCUCCCCACCCGAGAGGGUACUACAGAUGCAGCAGCUCGAAAGGAUGCUCGGCACGGAAGCAAGUGGAGCGCAGCCGGACUGACCCCAACAUGCUCGUCAUCACCUACACCUCCGAGCACAACCACCCAUGGCCGACCCAGCGAAACGCGCUCGCCGGCUCAACUCGGUCACACCACGGCAAGAACGGCGGCAGCGGCAGCUCAGGUGCCAAGAGCUCGCAGAACGAAAAGCAACCGCAGACAAAUAAUAAUGUCAAGGAGGAGAGGAGGGAUCACGCUGCCGCGGCAACGACGACGACCACUAGCACAAUCACCACGACGACCAGCGCUACUGCUUCUCCGAUGAUUGUAAAGCUAGAGGAGACAUUAUUGGCCGGAUCAUCGGAAGCCUUGUUGGAGAGAGAUCAUCAAAGAGCCAGGGACACGGCGGCAGGAGUACUGGUAGACCACAGUGACCUCAUGGACCACGUGUUCAGCGAGAGCUACAGGCCGAUGAUACCGGAGUCCGGCCACCACGAGGACUUCUUCGCCGACCUCGCCGAGCUGGAGUCGGAUCCCAUGAGCCUCAUCUUCUCCAAGGAGUACAUGGAAGCCAGGCCAAGCGGCACCACCGGCGGCGAUCAUGGCCAGGAGAAGGCAGUGACCGCCACCAAGGACUUGGAUCCAUUCGACAUGCUAGAUUGGUCCACUACUGCUUCAACCGCAGGGAGCACAUUUGAGCAAGGGAAAGGAGGUUAGUUGAUCGAUCAACUUAUGCUUAAUUCAGGGCAAUGAUCAGCAGAUGCAAACACAGUUUACGCAUACGUACGGUUACACACACUUGAUCUCCAGCUAAAUAACCUUGAAGAUAAAUUACCACAAGGUCAGCAAGGAAAGAUGAGAAUUUUUUUCUUUUUCUUUUUCACUUUUCCUUUUCAUUUCUUUUUCUUGUUUGCUUCUUCUAUCAUCAUUAUUGUGUGUGACAGAGAUUGAUUUUUUUUGUUCAAGGUCUAGAUAUAUGAACCUUAUAUUUUAGGUUUGUGUCAGCUAGUACUUGUGCAUGUGAUGAGGAUCGUCUGUCUCUCUAGCUUUCUCUCUCCCUGUCCCGGCAUAUAUGUGAGCGUACGUUUUCGGUGCAUGUUUUUAUGGUUGUCUAACGGAAGAUUAAUAUA
This is a messenger RNA of Brachypodium distachyon (stiff brome), 2542 nucleotides long. RefSeq names its product probable WRKY transcription factor 4. Lineage: Eukaryota; Viridiplantae; Streptophyta; Magnoliopsida; Poales; Poaceae. Gene Ontology annotation, molecular function: DNA-binding transcription factor activity; transcription cis-regulatory region binding. Gene Ontology annotation, biological process: regulation of DNA-templated transcription. Gene Ontology annotation, cellular component: nucleus. Bases 609 to 2129 code for a protein of 506 amino acids. The record is from RefSeq and is a predicted model, not a curated record. The transcript is spliced from 3 exons.